GAGAGAGAGAGCGUUAGACAGAGGGAGGGUCUGCUAUAUACUGGUGGUUGUGUGUUACAGAGAGAUGAAGUCAUUUGGGUUUCUCUCGGACUGUCAGGACAUCAUGUGGUGAGUGGGAGACAGAUCCACUGACAGGAAGAUAGAGAUACAGGGAUAGAUAGACAUAUUUAGAUACAGAGAUAGAUUGAUAGAUAGACUGUAUAUAUACAUCAUAUUACAUUUGUAAUGUAUUUAUUAUUUUGGAACUUUUUUAAUGUUUACUGUUUAGUUUUAUUGUUUAUUUCACUUUUGUAUAUUAUCUACCUCACUUGCUUCGGCAAUGUUAACAUAUUUUUCCCAUGCCAAUAAAGCCCCUUGAAUUGAUAGAUGUAUAGAGACACAGAGAUAGAUUGAUAGAGAUACUAACAGAGAAAGGAUCAGAGAGAGGGACAUUUGUUUUGAUUUUACACUGGUUGUUUAAUGUCAGUGCAUUUUCAUGGUGUUGUACUUUAGGAACAUUUAGCCUGUCUAUAGUGCUGUCUAUAGUGCUGUCUAUAGUGCUGUCUAUAGUGCUGUCUAUAGUGCUGUCUAUAGUGCCGUCUAUAGGGCCGUCUAUAGUGCCGUCUAUAGUGCCGUCUAUAGUUCCGUCUAUAGUGCCGUCUAUAGUGCCGUCUAUAGUGCCGUCUAUAGUGCCGUCUAUAGUGCUGUCUAUAGUGCUGUCUAUAGUGCUGUCUAUAGUGCUGUCUAUAGUGCUGUCUAUAGUGCUGUCUAUAGUGCUGUCUAUAGUGCUGUCCAUAGUGCUGUCUAUAGUGUUUGGAUUGUUAUUGGUAGAGUCAUCAUAUAUGUAGUAUCUUAUAUUAUAUAUUGGAGACUGUGUGAUCAGUGACAGUGGGAAGGACAUAGAUAGAGAGAGUGGCAGAGGUGACAGAGAGAGUGGCAGAGGUGAUAGAGACAGAGAGAGUGGCAGAGGUGAUAGAGACAGAGACAGAGAGAGUGGCAGAGGUGACAGAGACAGAGACAGAGACAGAUACAGAGAGAGUGGCAGAGGUGAUAGAGACAGAGACAGAGAGAGUGGCAGAGGUGACAGAGACAGAGACAGAGACAGAUACAGAGAGAGUGGCAGAGGUGAUAGAGACAGAGACAGAGAGAGUGGCAGAGGUGAUAGAGACAGAGACAGAGAGAGUGGCAGAGGUGACAGAGACAGAGACAGAGAGAGUGGCAGAGGUGACAGAGACAGAGACAGAGACAGAUACAGAGAGAGUGGCAGAGGUGAUAGAGACAGAGACAGAGACAGAUACAGAGAGAGUGGCAGAGGUGACAGAGACAGAGAGAGUGGCAGAGGUGACAGAGACAGAGACAGAGAGAGUGGCAGAGGUGAUAGAGACAGAGAGAGUGGCAGAGGUGACAGAGACAGAGACAGAGAGAGUGGCAGAGGUGAUAGAGACAGAGACAGAGAGAGUGGCAGAGGUGAUAGAGACAGAGAGAGUGGCAGAGGUGAUAGAGACAGAGAGAGUGGCAGAGGUGACAGAGACAGAUACAGAGAGAGUGGCAGAGGUGAUAGAGACAGAGACAGAGAGAGAGGCAGAGGUGACAGAGACAGAGAGAGUGGCAGAGGUGAUAGAGACAGAGACAGAGAGAGAGGCAGAGGUGAUAGAGACAGAGAGAGUGACAGAGACAGAGAGAGUGGCAGAGGUGACAGAGACAGGGAGAUGGACAGAGACAGGGAGAUGGACAGAGACAGAGAGAGUGGGAGUGGUGAUGGAGACAGAGACAGGGAGAUGGACAGAGACAGAGAGAUGGACAGAGACAGAGAGAGUGGGAGAGGUGAUGGAGACAGAGACAGAGAGAGUGGGAGAGGUGAUGGAGACAGAGACAGAGAGAGUGGGAGAGGUGAUGGAGACAGAGACAGGGAGAUGGACAGAGAUAGAGAGAGUGGCAGAGGUGAUGGAGACAGAGACAGAGACAGAGAGAGUGGGAGAGGUGAUGGAGACAGAGACAAGGAGAUGGACAGAGAUAGAGAGAGUGGCAGAGGUGAUGGAGACAGAGACAAGGAGAUGGACAGAGACAGAGAAAGUGGCAGAGGUGAUGGAGACAGAGACAGAGAGAGGGAGAUGGACAGAGACAGAGAGAGUGGCAGAGACAGGGAGAUGGACAGAGAGAGUGGGAGAGGUGAUGGAGACAGAGACAGAGAGAGUGGCAGAGACAGGAAGAUGGACAGAGACAGAGACAGAGACAGGGAGAUGGACAGAGACAGAGGCAGGGAGAAAGACAUUAACAGAGACAGAGAGAUGGACAGAGACAGGAAGAGUGAGGAGAGAGACAGAGACAGGGAGAGUGAGGAGAGAGACGGAGACAGGGAGAAGGAGAGAGACAGGGAGAGGGAGGAGAGAGACAGGGAGAGGGAGGAGAGAGACAGGGAGAGGGAGAGAGACAAGGAGAGGGAGAGAGACAGGGAGGAGAGAGACAGAGGCAUGGAGAAGGGGGACAGAGACAGGGAGAGGGACAGGGAGGAGAGAGACAGAGACAUGGAGAGGGAGAAUGGGGACAGGGAGAGGGACAGGGAGGAGAGAGACAGAGACAUGGAGAAGGAGAGGACAACUGAUCAUGACAGUGGCGGAGAAAGUGGUAGUGAAAGGGCGUGUCUGGAGUUCAUGACCCCUGAUGGACAGGACAUCUACCUGAGGCUUGGCCACUCCCCCCGACGACGCUCUGCCCUCCGUCUCACACGCAUCAUCGUUCGCCAUCAGCUCCUCACCCGGCUUACUCAAGAGAUCGAGGCCAGGGAGGCUUGUGAUUGGCUGAGGGCUGCAGGGUUCCCACAGUAUGCCCAGCUCUACGAAGACUCCCAGUUUCCUAUAGAUAUAUUGUCAGUGAAGAGGGACCAUGACUUCUUGGACAGGGACCUGGUGGAACCUCUGUGUCGACGUCUUAACACUCUGAACAAGUGUUGCUCCAUGAAACUAGACGUUAGCCACCCCAGGAAGAAAACUGAUGAUUCAGACGACGAUGACCCGCUAGCCAUCAGUAAGAGAUGGACCUUUGAAUGGAACAGCCGGCGCUGGUCCCGCCUCCAGGACAUGCACUUCCUGCUGGGCUCGCCCAAUGAGAGCAGUCCUGAGGGGUGCCAGGGGGAGGGGCGACUGAGGAGCACGGUGAGCAGUGAGAGCGUCCUGACGGACCUGAGCGAACCAGAGAUCACGGAUAUAUCCUCUCUGCACAGUCAAGACUCUCUGGGAGCCAUGCUUCCUGACUCUGUCUCUAUGGUCUCACUGGCAGGACCCUACCAGCCCCCAAGAGACCUGUCCCACUACAACUCUCUACCAAUCAAAAGCAGCCGUCACGGCCAGGGUGGGCGGAGUCCGGCAAAGGCCUUCCUGCGUCGCAUGGAGAUGAUGCGUACCUGGGGGCCGUCCUCCAAGAGGAAGUCAGGAAGUGGGCGGGCGCCGCUCGUCAUCAGUGGGCCGGUCCUACAUGGGGAGGAGCCCCAGGCAUUACAGAUGCUCCACUGUGUUCCCAUCAAUCAAUCAGAGGAUAGUCCUCAUCCUCCCCACCAAUCAGAUGACAACUCGUCCCCUAUCGCCCUCGGUAAUGGCAGCAAGGGCCAAUCAGUGACGAGCGGUGUGAGUUCCAUGCGUCCCUGUGUGAAGGAGUCUGUCUCCAAGCCUAAAAGAGGAAGUAUGUACCUGGAAGACAUGGAGCUGCUCUCUGGCGCCCCCCAUGUUCGGAGGACUGAAGCACAACAGAGCCCGUUCAGCAGGAACCACUUCCGUUCAUACGAGGACCUGCUGGUCCACAUCCCCAAGAACCACAAACCAGGCACCUUCCCCAAAGCAUUGUCUAUAGAGAGUCUAGCCACAGCCACCAACCACCAGUACCAGACCCCUUCUCCCUCCCCACUCCACCUCAGCAAAGGCUCCCCCUGGACAGGUACGGCUCUGUCCAAGAAGCCUCCCUGUCCUGGAGCUCCGCGGGGCAGCAGGGUGAGUGUGUAUGACAACGUCCCCGGGUCUCACCUGUACGCGUCCACAGGUGACCUGCUGGAUGUGGACCGAGACGAUCACCUGUUCCCCCACCUGGAUGACAUCAUCAGUCACGUCAGCGGCCUGCAGCAGAUUGUAGACCACUGGAGUCGCAGCAUGCUGACGGAGGGUGGGGUGGGGGAGGAGGGGGAGGCAGGGGAGGGAAAGAGGGGUGAAGAUGAGGGGGAGGGGGAGGGAGAGGAGAGGACCACGCCCAGUGAGGGGGAGGGAGAGGAGAGGACCACGCCCAGUGAGGGGGAGGGAGAGGAGAGGACCACGCCCAGUGAGGGGGAGGGAGAGGAGAGGACCACGCCCAGGGAGGGGGAGAGAGACGAGGUCUCCCUGAUUGACAUAGAGUCUACAGGGACCAGAGAGAGGAGAGACUCUGGAGUAGGAGCUUCCCUUACCAGACCACGUCUGCGGUGGCCGAGCUUCCGCCUCUUUGAAAAUCUGCGCCAAUCAGGCUCCGCGCUGCAGAUAAGUAGCCAAUCAGCAGGCCAGCUCAGCCUGCUCCAGAAGUUCUCUCUGCUCCGACUCACAGCCAUCAUGGAAAAUUACUCUAUGUCUAACAAACACGGCUGGACCUGGUCUGUCCCUAAGUUUAUGAAGCGUUUGAAGGUCCCUGACUACAAGGAGAGAAGUGUGUUUGGUGUUCCUCUCAUCGUUCACACACAGCGCUGUGGUUACCCUCUACCUCUUUGUCUACAGCAGGCCCUGAGACAUCUCAGGACACACUGUCUUGACCAGGUGGGUCUGUUCCGUAAAUCUGGUGUGAAGUCUCGUAUCCAGGCGUUGAGAGAGGAGUGUGAGACCAGUCCUGACAGUGUGUGUUACGAGGACCAGUCAGCAUAUGAUGUAGCAGACAUGGUUAAACAGUUCUUCAGAGACCUUCCUGAACCUCUACUGACCAGCAAGCUGGGAGAGACCUUCCUACACAUCUACCAGUAUGUCCCUAAGGAGCAGAGGUUGCAGGCCGUGAGGGCGGCCAUCUUGCUGAUGUCAGACGAGAACAGGGAAGUGCUCCAGACGCUGCUCUGCUUCCUGUGUGAUGUCACUUCCUGUGUAGAGGAGAACCAGAUGACCCCUAUGAACCUGGCUGUGUGUCUGGGCCCCUCCCUGUUCCACCUCAACAUACUGAAGAAUGAUAACCUGUCCCCCAGGUCGAUCCAGAAGAAGUAUGCUACGGGCCGUCCGGACCAGAAGGACCUGAGUGAGAACCUUGCCGCCACACAGGGCCUGGCUCACAUGAUCACUGAGUGCCAGCACCUGUUUGAGAUCCCACAGGACAUGGUAAGCCGGUCCCAUAACUCCUACAUGGAGGCUGAGUUACUAGCGCCCCCUCUGGACGAGCUGCGUAAGACACAUGACGAGGAGGACGAGGAAGAGGAGGAGGAGGAGGAGGAAGGAUCCUACCACACACACAUGGAGGGGCUGGUCCAGGGACUACUAAAAGAGGCCAGAGACAACAGCAAAGGAUGGGUAUCCCGGGCUACCACUGACCACACUGAAUUGGCCUGCAAAAAGGUGGGUGAUGGUAACCCUCUGCGGAGGUGGCGUGUGUGUGUGGAAGUGUGUGCGAAGCCCAGUGAGGUGUUGGAGAGGCUGCUGCGGGAGCGCCCCCUUUGGCAGACAGACGUACUGCAGGAGAAGGUUCUGGUUACCCUGGGCAGACAGACAGACAUCUACCAGUACAGCUUGCAGAGCAUGGCCCCACACCCCAACACUGACUACGUAGUACUGAGGUCGUGGCGUAGCAGCAUUUCUAAGGGUUGCUGUGUGUUGGUGUGUGUAUCAGUGGACUAUGAGGACAGUCCAGCCAUGGUAUCAGUCAGAGGAGUGAUUCUAGAAUCACAGUACCUUCUAGAACCCCACGGAACCGGGAAGUCCCGACUCACACACAUCUGCAGAGUCGAUCUGAAGGGCAGGUCUCCAGAGUGGUACAACAAGGUGUUUGGUCACCUGUGUGUCUCUGAGGCCCAGAGGAUCCGUUCCUCCUUCCUCCCUCCAGAACCCCCAGGCACCGAGACCAAGAUCUGAACCCCAGGACCAGGGCAUGAGGCUGGGCUACACCGCCAGGGAGCACGGCCCCAAGGACCAGAAGACCAGAGAGAAGUUGCUGUAAAAAAAACGCAGGAGAACAGGACGGCUAGAACCGUGGACCUUCGAAGCUUGGACCUAGAUUCAUGGACCUAGAAACUUGAACAAAAGGGCUAGUUCCAUGGACCUAGAACCAGGGAACCUAGAACCAGGGAACCGGGGAAGCAGGAGAGGAAGACUAGUUUGACCUAUAACUAGGAACCAGGGUUCUGGAUGCAGCGACCUAGAACCAGGGAACAACGACUGGUGAUAUAAAAUGUAGAACCAGGAAAUAUGGAACAAUCUAUCAGGGAUUCUUAAACUAUUUCAGAAAUUGACUGUCCACCCAUGACCCAAAUCGUCCUCCAACGACCCAAGUUAUGAAGAAAUAGUGUGUGAUGAUAGAUGUAUUCUUAUAACUCACGACCCAACUCUCACAUGCCCAGGGACCCACUUUGGGUACCGACCCAUAGUUUAAGAAACCCUUUUCUAAACAUUGGAACCAGAGAUUUGGAACAAUCUAAUGUAGAACCAGUGACACUGAACAAUAUUGAACUUGGAACAAGGGAUACGGAACGAUCUAGAACUUUUAACCAGUGACACUGAAUAAUCUAGAAUUCAGAACCAGGAAUAUGGAAUGUUCUAGAUUGAACUUGAAGACACAUCUGGGCCCAGAUUCACAAAACAUUUCUUACGCAAAAAAAAUUAAGAAGCUGCUUAAGAAAAAAAAUAAGAAGUUCAUAAGAUUCCUCCACAAUAUUUUAAGAUUUAAUACUUCUCUUACGAACUCCUCAAAUAUCUUCAUACAAAACUUCUUAAAAUGUGUGUUGCUAGGCAACCGGUUUAGCUAGCUAUCUAGCUAACAACGGUAAUCAUGUUAGCAUAUUUCCUACUGAGAUUAUUGUUCUUCAACAUGUUCUUUGGUUUAAUAUAAUCAGUACUGAAACUUUCAGAUGAAGUUUGUGAGUGAAUUAAACAGGUUCAAUUGCUUUCAUGAGAUGUUUCUCUCACUGCCCAGAGUUUAAGACGAGGGUUUAGCCAUCUUGGAAUUAAGAACAUUUCCUAAAACAUCCCAAAACUGUAUUUUCAAGAGUCUAAUUUCUUCUUAACUUAAAAAAAUUACCCAUAACAUUUCUAAUAAACCUUUUGAGAAAUAUAAACUUUGCUUAACUUUCUUCAUAAGUUUACAGUUAAGGGGGAAAAAUGGCAGUUGAAAGGUCAUUUCUUCUUAAAGAAGGUUUUGUGAAUCUGGGUCCCUGGUUCGUAAAGCUUUAUCUCUGCUCUCAGCAUCACUGUCAGUUUAAACUACUACUAUUAUUAUUAUUAUUAUUAUUAGUUCAUUCAUCUUUAUUGUCUGCGUUAAUUAUAUUAUUAUUGUAUUAUUGUUAUUUUAAUAUUAUGACCUCAUCGUUGUUGUUGUAUAAUUGUUGCUUUUCAAAAUAUUUUUUAUCCUGUUAUACAAUGUCUAGGACAUUUAUCCAUUUCACUGCUUCUGGGAAGCGUGUGCGUGUGUGUGCAUGUGUGUGUGCGUGCGUGUGUGCGUGUGUGUGUGUGCGUGUGCGUGUGUGCGUGUGUGUGCGUGUGCGUGCGUGUGUGCGUGUGUGUGUGUGUGUGUGUGUGUGUGCGUGCGUGUGUGUGUGUGCGUGUGCGCGUGUGCGUGCGUGUGUGUGUGUGUGUGUGUGCGUGUGCUAGUCUGUACACACAGUGUAAAUAAGUGAUGCUCUCUGUACCAGCAGAUGAAAAUAUAUCUCAUUGCCCAUCGGGACUUUAUCAUAUUGAUAUGCUGAUGUUAUGGUCAUUUCACAUGUCCUAAAGCAAUACUGUAACUAUCUAAUGUAUUAUAAUAUAACUGCCACGCCGUUACCGUGAGGAUACUAAGCUGUUGUAUAAUGCUAUACUGUAUUGCCAUAGCAGUGCCAUCGCCAUGACGAUACCAUGGUGUUAGGUUGCUGUAGGGUUGACUUGGUGUUGCUAUAGGAUCACCAUGGUAAUUGCCACGGCGUUACUAUGGUGCCGCUAAACCGUAACGUUGCUAUGGUGUUGCUACAGUACCGCCAUGCUCUGUGAGUGCUGUUUGCGUGGGAACAGUGUACUUGAUUCUGACGUGAGCCGUAGGGGAUUAUGGGUAAAUGUGAGGAGAUAGCUGAGGAGAUUAGAGGAGGACAGAGUGGCUGACACCAGACUUUAACUUAAUCUGUUCCCAGACCUGUUUAUGAUUUCAGAGGACAACAGGGUGGCUGACACCAGGCUUUAACCUAGUCUGGUCCCAGGCCUGUUUAUGAUUUCAGAGGACAACAGGGUGGCUGACACCAGGCUUUAACCUAGUCUGGUCCCAGGCCUGUUUAUGCUGAUAGAGGACAACAGGGUGGCUGACACCAGGCUUUAACCUAGUCUGGUCCCAGGCCUGUUUAUGCUGAUAGAGGACAACAGGGUGGCUGACACCAGGCUUUAACCUAGUCUGGUCCCAGGCCUGUUUAUGCUGACAGAGGACAACAGGGUGGCUGACACCAGGCUUUAACCUAGUCUGGUCCCAGGCCUGUUUAUGCUGUUAGAGGACAACAGGGUGGCUGACACCAGGCUUUAACUUAGUCUGGUCCCAGGCCUGUUUAUGCUGAUAGAGGACAACAGGGUGGCUGACACCAGGCUUUAACCUAGUCUGGUCCCAGGCCUGUUUAUGCUGACAGAGGACAACAGGGUGGCUGACACCAGGCUUUAACUUAGUCUGGUCCCAGGCCUGUUUAUGCUGAUAGAGGACAACAGGGUGGCUGACACCAGGCUUUAACUUAGUCUGGUCCCAGGCCUGUUUAUGCUGAUAGAGGACAACAGGGUUGCUGACACCAGGCUUUAACCUAGUCUGGUCCCAGGCCUGUUUAUGCUGAUAGAGGACAACAGGGUGGCUGACACCAGGCUUUAACUUAGUCUGGUCCCAGGCCUGUUUAUGCUGAUAGAGGACAACAGGGUGGCUGACACCAGGCUUUAACCUAGUCUGGUCCCAGGCCUGUUUAUGCUGAUAGAGGACAACAGGGUGGCUGACACCAGGCUUUAACUUAGUCUGGUCCCAGGCCUGUUUAUGCUGAUAGAGGACAACAGGGUGGCUGACACCAGGCUUUAACUUAGUCUGGUCCCAGGCCUGUUUAUGCUGAUAGAGGACAACAGGGUGGCUGACACCAGGCUUUAACCUAGUCUGGUCCCAGGCCUGUUUAUGCUGUCAUGACAACUCCUUGUUGCCAUUGUCCUCUGCCAGGUGGCUUCAUUCCUAGACAACAUGCAGUCCUCAACCAGUCAAUGCAGACAGAAUCAUAGCGCUAUCUGAUGUAAGAUAAUGCCUUGUCGGAGACGGCACAACCUUUUCUGGAACCAGGCUAAGGUCAAUGACAACAGGACCAGACCUGGAACCAGGCUAAGGUCAAUGACAACAGGACCAGACCUGGAACCAGGCUAAGGUCAAUGACAACAGGACCAGACCUGGAACCAGGCUAAGGUCAAUGACAACAGGACCAGACCUGGAACCAGGCUAAGGUCAAUGACAACAGGACCAGACCUGGAACCAGGCUAAGGUCAAUGACAACACGACCAGACCUGGAACCAGGCUAAGGUCAAUGACAACAGGACCAGACCUGGAACCAGGCUAAGGUCAAUGACAACAGGACCAGACCUGGAACCAGGCUAAGGUCAAUGACAACAGGACCAGACCUGGAACCAGGCUAAGGUCAAUGACAACAGGACCAGACCUGGAACCAGGCUAAGGUCAAUGACAACAGGACCAGACCUGGAACCAGGCUAAGGUCAAUGACAACAGGACCAGACCUGGAACCAGGCUAAGGUCAAUGACAACAGGACCAGACCUGGAACCAGGCUAAGGUCAAUGACAACAGGACCAGACCUGGAGGUCAAUGACAACAGGACCAGACCUGGAACCAGGCUAAGGUCAAUGACAACAGGACCAGACCUGGAACCAGGCUAAGGUCAAUGACAACAGGACCAGACCUGGAACCAGGCUAAGGUCAAUGACAACAGGACCAGACCUGGAACCAGGCUAAGGUCAAUGACAACAGGACCAGACCUGGAACCAGGCUAAGGUCAAUGACAACAGGACCAGACCUGGAACCAGGCUAAGGUCAAUGACAACAGGACCAGACCUGGAACCAGGCUAAGGUCAAUGACAACAGGACCAGACCUGGAACCAGGCUAAGGUCAAUGACAACAGGACCAGACCUGGAACCAGGCUAAGGUCAAUGACAACAGGACCAGA
This is a messenger RNA of Oncorhynchus nerka (sockeye salmon), 10326 nucleotides long. It is a transcript of the gene stard13a, whose product is annotated as StAR related lipid transfer domain containing 13a. The record is from RefSeq and is a predicted model, not a curated record. Gene Ontology annotation, biological process: signal transduction; regulation of Rho protein signal transduction; actin cytoskeleton organization. The transcript has 15 exons. Bases 1689 to 6035 code for a protein of 1448 amino acids. NCBI's taxonomy places the organism in Eukaryota, Metazoa, Chordata, Actinopteri, Salmoniformes, Salmonidae. Gene Ontology annotation, molecular function: lipid binding; GTPase activator activity; protein binding.